Pecten maximus is the source of this 3343-nucleotide messenger RNA. RefSeq names its product E3 ubiquitin-protein ligase RGLG4-like. The transcript is spliced from 2 exons. The coding region runs from base 158 to 1390 and encodes 410 amino acids. Lineage: Eukaryota; Metazoa; Mollusca; Bivalvia; Pectinida; Pectinidae. The record is from RefSeq and is a predicted model, not a curated record.
UGAAAUCUGACAGGUGUCUGAUUCGAUUGGGUAAUAUUUGCAUUGCACAGUCACACAAUUCAGUGGAUAUGUCAUUGUGCUUAAAUUCAACAGUAUAAUGUAGACUGCUGCGGCUCUGAAUGCUGUGAACAGGGAGUGCCGUGAGGGUGUGGAGGGGAUGUCAGUCCUAGGGAUGAUCAUGUACACCCUCGCCAACUCGGUGUGGCUCCUGCUCUACUGGCUCUAUCAACAUCCCUUCAAGACGCCACAAUCGCCACAAAAUGCCCGAAGAAGUGUACGUCUGAGGCGCCGCCUGCGAAGUCGUCAAGGAUCUCUCUUGGAAUCACUCGGAAUUGUCUACACAGGCAAACCAUUUUACUCAUUUGAUGACCAUUUUCAUUCAUUUCAGGAAGUCAGCGAUUCUUGUAAAAAGGCAGGUUUAGAAAAAUGUGGCUUAAUCAUCGGUGUUGAUUACACUGCGUCUAAUGAAUGGCAGGGACGAAAAUCAUUCCACGGACAAUGUUUACAUAAAAUAAUUCCAGGACGGAUCUAUAACCCAUACCAGAAGGUUAUUUCUAUUAUAGGUCAAACACUGGAGCCAUUUGACGAGGAUAAUAUCAUUCCGGCAUAUGGCUUCGGCGACAGCGUGACGCUGGGAGAUAAGGUAUUUCCUCUGUUCAGUGGCGGGCUGAUGUGUCGAGGAUUUAAGGAAGUGCUCGAGUGCUACAGUAACAUGGCCUCCAAGUUAGUUCUCAGUGGCCCGACAAACUUUGCUCCGUUGAUCCAUCAGGCAAUAGACAUCGUGAAAAAAACGGGGACUUAUCACAUUCUGAUCGUGAUAGCAGACGGACAAGUCAAUGAAGAGGAACCUACUAUUGACGCAAUCAUUCAGGCGUCCAAGUAUCCUCUCAGCAUCGUGGUGGUAGGUGUAGGCGACGGGCCUUGGGACUUAAUGGAAGAGUUUGACAAUCAUCUUCCAUUGCGUACAUUCGAUAACUUUCAGUUCGUUAAUUUUCACGAGGCCACGUCCAAAUCGAAACAUCCGGAUGCAAACUUAGCCCUCCAUGUUAUGAUGGAGAUUCCGUUGCAGUAUAAAACCAUUAAAGCUAUGGGCUACCUCAGUAAUGGAAAGUCAUCGGAAGCAGUUACAAAUACCAAAAAGUCACCGAGUUCUGAUAGGGAGAAAAUGCAAGACUUGACAAGAAUCAGAUCACAGGGUACAAUCCGUAAUAAAUCUCGUGGUUCCAGUUUAGAAACACUAUGUGGAGCCAAUGGUAGCAAAUCAUUGGAUGCAAAGAGGGAAAAGUCCCUAGGCGCUGACAAGGGUAGGCCUUGGAGUAUGGUCAACAGUAAAUCUCAACUUGAAGGGAGUGAAAGUUCUCAAGAUGUUUGCCAGCAAACUGAUGUAUGAUGUCAAAUACGACUCUUAUUGAUUCUUGACAACGAAUUAUAAUUCAAGAGAGCAGUACAAGGAGGUGUUUCGUCGUUAUAAGGCGCUGGCAUGGUUUAGCAUCCUCAAAGAAGUACAUGUAAAUUGUACAUGAUGCAAUCAGAGAAUUCUGCAAGUAUCGACAGUGUGUGCUUCAAAAAGCUUCAAGAAGAAUGAGGAUAUGAAAAUUUGUAUGUUGAAGUCAGUUGCAAGAGAGUUCAGUAAAUUUGGUCACAGAAGAGUUUGAAAUACAUAAUUGAAUGUUACGGUGGUUAAAUUAAGAUUUUGAAAUAAAUGAUUGAAUGUUACCAUAAUGCUUUGCACAACUACAUGCAGACACAUGUGUACAUAUGUUUUCAUAUGUGAUACUGUAUUUACUGGUUAUUUUCGCGGGGGUUAAUUUCGCGAUUUCGAUAUGUAAACUAUACGCGUUGGGGUAAUUUUCGCGAUCAAUCCACAUUCGUUUGUAGUUAGAGAUUACGCAAAUUGAUAUCAAAACAAUACGCGUGUGGGAAAUUUUCGCGAUAAAAAGGACUCCAUGUAAUUAGCGUAAAUUUUCCCCUCGCAUAAAUUUCCAUAUUAACAGUAUGUAUAUGUGAGUGGAUAGUUGAAUGGACAUGGACCGUCUGCUUAAUAUCUUGAAUUAUAAUUCGAAAAUUUACUUAAAAUUGUAUCAAUUUUAUAAGAGACAUAAUUAUCAUGAAAACUUUUUGAUAACAAUUUUUGCUGCAAUAAUUGCUCAAAGUCCUGAGGAACAUAUUUCUGUUAGAUUAACUUGAACCCUUAUACGAAGAUUAAUUCCAGUCAAAGCUCAAUAACAUUGAUAACAUUUAUGAUUAAAUAUUUGGCCAUUCAUCUUGUAGAAUAUUAAUCAUUUUCAGAAUUGCCUUACAUGUAGUUUGAUUUUUCACUCAUAUUCAUAUUAAGUAUGGAGCCGAAAUUCAAUAUAAAAUGUAUAUUGAUUAAAAUGUAAAAAUUAAUUAGUCCAAAACAAUUGUUUGAACAAUAGAAUGGUAAUUAGCUAUAGAGACACUAGUACCUCACUUUUACAGUAGUGUGUAGUUUCUGUUUUUAGGUGAAAUGGUUUUUUUAUAUUCACUGUAUACAGUAUAUUAGAUCUGAUGUCUAUCACAGCAUGAAAAUAUACAUUUUCACUCAGUGAAAUAGCUGUGAAAAUUUAUGUUUUUCAUGUUGUGAUACAUUUUUAAAUUGUGUUCAUUUCUUCAAUGAUAAUUCAUCUUUUUUCAUUGCUAUUUUACCAUAAAACUUGUAUUUUGUAGAAUUUAAUCUUUUUCAUGAUAAUUUUCAUAUAGCUUUAUAAUGUACUGUAGUUCGUUGACUCAAGCUUACAUGCCACACAGCUACGAUCCUUUACAUCUCUUGGAAAAUUUGCGAUCCACAAUGAUGGGCUGGUGACUGUAAUGAAAUUAAAUCUAUCACAAGUAAGUUUGUCAGUCUAUGUAUAUAUAUAUACAUAUAAAGAAAAAGAAAAACUUAACAGCACAUCUUUAGUACUUUGUUGCAUCUUGGCAAAUCUUUUUGCCAGGUACUGACCGUAGGCCGGUGGUUUUUCUCCGGGUACUCCGGCGUUCCUCCACCUCCAAAACCUGGCACAUCCUUAAAUGACCCUGGCUGUUAAUAGGACGUUAAACAAAAACAAACAAACUAUUCUUUAGAAGAAGAUUGGGUUUGGAGAAUCGCCAAGAUGCUAUAAAAGGAUCGAAGACGUGCUGUCAAGUAUUUCUUUUUCUUGAUGUAUUGCUUCAUUUGUAGGGAUAAUAUAUACUUAACAAUUUUAUUAUAUAUAUUAUAUAUACAUGUAUAAAGGAAUCUGGCCUUGUGAAGGUUAAAAUAUAAAACUGAACAACAAAACAUGAUUUGCAGCUUGGUCUUUCUUACUGAAGAAGCCUGAGAGGGCAGAAAGGCCUAGCGUCA